Eubalaena glacialis (North Atlantic right whale) is the source of this 2763-nucleotide messenger RNA. RefSeq names its product endosome-lysosome associated apoptosis and autophagy regulator family member 2 (gene ELAPOR2). The transcript is spliced from 20 exons. The record is from RefSeq and is a predicted model, not a curated record. The coding region runs from base 16 to 2763 and encodes 915 amino acids. Lineage: Eukaryota; Metazoa; Chordata; Mammalia; Artiodactyla; Balaenidae. Gene Ontology annotation, biological process: positive regulation of BMP signaling pathway.
GGGGAGUAUCUAGAAAUGAAGAACCAGGUAUGCAGUAAGUGUGGUGAAGGCACCUACUCCUUGGGCAGUGGCAUCAAAUUUGAUGAAUGGGAUGAAUUGCCGGCAGGAUUUUCCAACGUUGCAACAUUCAUGGACACUGUGGUCGGCCCUUCUGACAGCAGGCCAGAUGGCUGUAACAACUCUUCCUGGGUCCCUCGUGGAAAUUACAUAGAGUCCAAUCGUGAUGACUGCACGGUAUCCUUGAUCUACGCUGUGCACCUCAAGAAGUCGGGCUAUGUUUUCUUUGAGUACCAGUAUGUGGACAACAACAUCUUCUUUGAGUUCUUUAUUCAAAAUGAUCAGUGCCAGGAGAUGGACACCACUGCUGACAAGUGGGUAAAACUCACCGACAGUGGAGCAUGGGGCUCUCAUUCUGUAAUGUUGAAAUCAGGCACAAACAUACUGUACUGGAGGACUACAGGCAUCCUUAUGGGUUCCAAGGCAGUCAAGCCAGUGUUGGUAAAAAAUAUCACAAUUGAAGGGGUGGCAUACACAUCAGAAUGCUUUCCAUGCAAGCCUGGCACCUUCAGCGACGAACCAGGUUCAUUCAUCUGCCAAGUUUGUCCCAGAAACACCUAUUCUGAGAAAGGAGCCAAAGAAUGCAUCAAGUGUGACGAGGACUCCCAGUUUUCAGAAGAAGGAUCCAGCGAGUGUAAGGAACGUCCUCCCUGUACCACAAAAGACUAUUUCCAGAUCCACACUCCAUGUGAUGAGGAAGGAAAGACACAGAUAAUGUACAAGUGGAUAGAGCCCAAAAUCUGCCGGGAGGAUCUCACAGAUGCUAUUAGGUUGCCCCCUUCCGGAGAGAAGAAGGAUUGUCCACCUUGCAACCCUGGAUUUUAUAACAAUGGAUCUUCUUCUUGCCAUCCCUGCCCUCCUGGAACGUUUUCGGAUGGAACAAAGGAAUGUAGACCAUGUCCAGCAGGAACAGAGCCUGCACUUGGGUUUGAAUAUAAAUGGUGGAAUGUCCUUCCUGGCAACAUGAAAACCUCCUGCUUCAAUGUCGGGAAUUCAAAGUGUGACGGAAUGAAUGGUUGGGAGGUGGCUGGAGAUCAUAUCCAGAGUGGGGCUGGAGGUUCCGAUAAUGAUUACCUGAUCUUAAACUUGCAUAUCCCAGGAUUUAAACCACCGACAUCGAUGACGGGAGCCAUGGGUUCUGAACUGGGAAGAAUAACAUUUGUAUUUGAGACUCUCUGUUCAGCUGACUGUAUUCUGUACUUCAUGGUGGAUAUUAAUAGAAAAAGUACCAACGUGGUCGAAUCAUGGGGUGGAACCAAAGAAAAACAAGCUUACACCCAUGUCAUCUUCAAGAAUGCCACAUUUACAUUUACGUGGGCAUUUCAGAGGACCAAUCAGGGUCAAGAUAAUAGACGGUUCAUCAAUGACAUGGUGAAGAUUUAUUCUAUCACUGCCACUAAUGCAGUUGAUGGGGUGGCGUCCUCAUGCCGUGCCUGUGCCCUCGGUUCUGAACAGUUGGGCUCAUCGUGUGUCCCCUGCCCCCCAGGCCACUACAUUGAGAAAGAAACCAACCAGUGCAAGGAGUGUCCACCUGACACCUACCUGUCCGUACGUCAGGUCUAUGGCAAGGAGGCUUGUAUUCUAUGUGGGCCUGGGAGUAGAAGCACUCAGGACCACUCAGUUUGCUACAGUGACUGCUUUUUCUACCAUGAAAAAGAAAAUCAGAGUUUGCACUAUGACUUCAGCAACCUCAGCAGUGUGGGCUCCUUAAUGAACGGUCCCAGCUUUACCUCCAAAGGAACAAAAUACUUCCAUUUCUUCAAUAUCAGUUUAUGUGGGCACGAGGGGAAGAAGUUGGCUCUCUGCACCAACAAUAUAACAGACUUCACAGUAAAGGAAAUGGUGGCAGGGUCAGAUGAUUACACGAAUUUGGUAGGAGCAUUUGUAUGUCAGUCAACUAUUAUUCCUUCUGAAAGUAAGGGCUUCCGAGCAGCCUUAUCAUCACAAUCCAUCAUUCUGGCAGAUACAUUUUUAGGAGUGACAGUUGAAACCACAUUGCAAAAUAUUAAUAUAAAAGAAGAUAUGUUCCCAGUUUCACCAAGCCAAAUACCAGAUGUGCAUUUCUUUUAUAAGUCUUCUACAACUACAACCUCUUGUGUUAAAGGCCGAUCAACUGCUGUGAAAAUGAGGUGUAAUCCUGCUAAACCAGGAGCUGGAACCAUUUCAGUACCCAGCAAGUGUCCAGCAGGUACCUGUGAUGGAUGUACAUUCUAUUUCCUGUGGGAGAGUGCUGAAGCUUGCCCUCUGUGCACAGAGCAUGACUUCCACGAGAUUGAGGGUGCCUGUAAGAGGGGAUUUCAGGAAACCUUAUAUGUGUGGAAUGAACCUAAGUGGUGCAUUAAAGGAAUUUCUUUGCCUGAGAAAAAGUUGUCAACCUGCGAAACAGUUGACUUUUGGCUAAAAGUGGGAGCAGGUGUGGGAGCUUUUACAGCUGUUUUGCUGGUGGCUCUAACUUGCUACUUCUGGAAAAAGAAUCAGAAACUGGAGUACAAAUAUUCCAAAUUAGUAAUGACGACAAACUCAAAAGAGUGUGAACUCCCAGCUGCAGACAGCUGUGCUAUCAUGGAAGGAGAAGAUAAUGAAGAGGAAGUUGUAUAUUCCAAUAAACAGUCGCUACUGGGAAAACUCAAAUCCUUGGCAACAAAGGACAAAGAAGACCAUUUUGAAUCUGUUCAACUGAAAUCCUCAAGAUCUCCAAAUAUAUGA